AUGCCUAAAGAACGGAACUACAACCCGGUGCAAGCCCAGCGCAAGGCUGAAAAAGCAAAGGCCAUCAAAAGGGCGGAGCAGCAAGCCCGAAGGAACGAGAAGCUCGCCAGACGCAAUCCCGCCAAAAUACAGCAGCAAAUUGACGACCUUAAGGCGAUAAAACAGGGCGGGGGGAAGCUCACUUCUCACGAGGAACAAGCGCUGGAGGCUCUCGAGAAGGACCUGAAGGCGGUAUUGAAAGCAAGAGAGGCGCUAGGCGAUAAGGCACCGCAGUUCGGACGCGGCCCACCGAGACAAGGCCAGAGGGGCGAAGGCGUGUUGGGCAAGAGGCGGCGCGAUGCCGAAGAUGCAUCGAGCAGCGAUAGCGACGUUCCCGAGGACGUGAAGAGCAUACCCAUGCCACGAGACACACCUCCGCCGAUUCCAAAGGAGAUCCUCGACCAGUGGUAUGCAAAGCGGAGAGCGAAGAGAAAUGCGGACAGAGCGCCGGGAAGCGUAGAAGGAGAACCAGAAAAGCCUGCUGCCCCCGUCGUCGAAUCCAAGACGGUUUACGAGGCCAAGCCCAUUGUCAGAGACCUGCGGAAGGAAGCCGUGAGUGCGUUUGUGCCAACGGCGGUCCGGAUGAAGAUCGAAAAGAGCAAGGGGCGGGCCGGUCUUCUAGAGCCAGAGGAAGCCGACAAGUUAGAGAAGGACGGUUAUCUGCGGGCACCGGAGGCGACCACUUUGCAAGCACAGCCAAACCAUAUGCCUUCUCAGGAGGGCGGCCCGCGCCAAGUGACCAUGGAAGAGGUUGAAGACGAAGGUUGA
This is a messenger RNA of Chaetomium strumarium, 807 nucleotides long. Its product is annotated as WW domain binding protein 11-domain-containing protein. The transcript is spliced from 2 exons. Bases 1 to 807 code for a protein of 268 amino acids. Gene Ontology annotation, biological process: RNA processing. Lineage: Eukaryota; Fungi; Ascomycota; Sordariomycetes; Sordariales; Chaetomiaceae. The record is from RefSeq and is a predicted model, not a curated record.